Orussus abietinus is the source of this 1086-nucleotide messenger RNA. RefSeq lists its product as uncharacterized. The record is from RefSeq and is a predicted model, not a curated record. The coding region runs from base 212 to 622 and encodes 136 amino acids. NCBI's taxonomy places the organism in Eukaryota, Metazoa, Arthropoda, Insecta, Hymenoptera, Orussidae. The transcript is spliced from 2 exons.
ACCGGGAUCUUAUACAUCUUAACUAUUACACUAUUUACAGAAAAGUUUUAUAAAUAUUUUCGCUUUUUGUUAUGUAUAUAUCUCACUUUCAUAUCACCUUAAGGACUUUAAUUCUAAUGUAGAUGCUAUCGGCCCUAAAUUAUCCACCCUAAAGGUUGCGUUUCACCGGGAUCUUAUACAUCUUAACUAUUACACUAUUUAGAACAGUCUUAUGAAUAUUUUGACUUUUUGUUAUGUAUAUAUCUCACUUUCAUAUCACCUUAAGGACUUUAAUUCUAAUGUAGAUGCUAUCGGCCCUAAAUUAUCCACCCUAAAGGUUGCAUUUCAGCUAAAUCUUAUACAUCUUAUCUAUUACACAGUUUCUAAUCAGCGAUACAUUCCAUUUAAUCAGGUCCUAUGUGGCGUCCAGCCUGCGUGGGUGCCGACAAGUGGAAGCAACAUUCCGCCUAACGCAAUUCCAGGAGGCCAGACCGAAGAGAGCGAGCCUCUCUUCAUCGGCCGUGUCAACCAUGAAGGCACCAUAACUAUCGGUAAGGUCCAACCAUCCCAUGGUGUGUUGUACAUCCCGUUCGGGGGAGCCGAGGUCGCCUUCCCGGAUUACGAGAUCCUCGUCCAGGAGUAAAGCGUCCAAGAAGAAUCGAAGGAUCGUCAUUGAAUUGUUCGAUGAAUUCUUGGAAGCAACGUGUAUCCUCAUCCCCGGCGAGGUUCCUUCCUGCGCCCGACCAGCGAAAGAUUCCUCGUAAUGCAUCACCAUUGACGUCUUCGGGAUCUCUGCAACCGUAGUAUGUGCAUUUAGGUGAUGGGAAUGUGGCGUCUAAGCGUUCUCCUCCAUGAAGCUUUCCUCCAAAGGGGAUGUGCCGAAUCGAUUAAAACUGCAAUAUAAAUACGGGGAUGAGGAAGGACCUCAAACUCAUGAAACUUCAACGUUUUUCUCUUUUUUGUCAUUUCGGUUCGUAGAAUCGAUUAAAACUGCAAUAUAAAUACGCAGGGUAUAAGGGAAGGACCUCAACUCAUGAAACUUCGAUGCUUGUUUCUUUUUUGUCAUUUUUGCUCGUAGGUAUUAUUAAAAUUUGUUUAUAUGAAAUG